Molecule: messenger RNA, 957 nt
Organism: Phycodurus eques (leafy seadragon)
Lineage: Eukaryota; Metazoa; Chordata; Actinopteri; Syngnathiformes; Syngnathidae
Product: zeta-sarcoglycan
Exons: 7
Coding region: 28-957 (309 amino acids)
Biological process (GO): cardiac muscle tissue development; heart contraction
Cellular component (GO): sarcolemma; sarcoglycan complex
Source: RefSeq, a predicted model, not a curated record
CAAACAUUACAUAUUUGUCUCUUUCAGAUGACUCAGGAGCAGUACAUCCUGGCAGCACAGCCCAACUCCCUGCACCAACGGGGGUCGUCGGUGUGCGGAGCCCAGAUGUACCACGUGGUGGGAAUCUACGGCUGGAGGAAGAGAUGCUUGUACUUCUUCAUUCUCCUCCUUGUCGUCACCAUGAUUGUCAACCUGGCUCUGACCAUCUGGAUACUCAAAGUCAUGAAUUUCACUCCGGAAGGAAUGGGCAAUCUGCGAGUGACCAAAGAAGGGGUGAGACUGGAGGGGGUUUCUGAAUUCCUAUUGCCUUUAUACGUCAAAGAAAUCCAGUCCCGAAGGGACAGUCCAUUGAUCAUGCAGUCAGAUAGAAAUGUGACUAUCAAUGCGAGGACUGAUGACGGACAAUUGACUGGUCAGCUCACAGUGGGCUCCGAAAUGGUGGAGGUCCAGUGUCAGAGGUUUGAGGUGAAGAGUGCCAAUGAAGAGAGAGUUCUUUUCUCUGCAGAUGACGAGGAGAUCAGCAUCGGCACAGAGAAACUCAUAGUGACAGGGUCAGAAGGAGUUGUGUUUAGCCAUUCUGUACAGACGUCACACGUGAGGGCAGAGCCCUUCCAGGAUUUAAAGCUUGAAUCCCCAACUCGGACACUAACCCUGGAGGCACCCCGAGGUGUGGAGGUGAAUGCUGGGGUUGGAGACUUCACGGCGUCAUGUAGGAAAGACCUCCUGCUGCAGUCCUCAGAAGGAGAAAUCUUUCUAGAUGCAAACACCAUCCGGUUGGGCAACAUUCCCCUUGGCAGUGCAGUGGACCCGCUGGAAGGUGCAGCAGCAGGUACCACCUACACCAAACAGACGGGUGUCUACGAACUGUGUGCCUGCGCUAAUGGCAAGCUCUACCUAUCCGCUGCUGAGAAAGGCUCCACCUGCCAAACAACUAGUAAUUUUUGCCUUUGGAGCUGA